AUGUAUAUCAUAGAAGAUAUGAAUUGGCCUUUACCAGAGUUUGAUCCAAGCCAGAUUCGACUGAUAGUAUAUCAAGACUGUGAAAGACGAGGGAGAAAUGUCUUGUUUGACUCCAGUGUUAAGAGAAAAAGUGAGGACACAUCAGUUUCAAAAUUGUGUAGUGAUGCUCAAGUUAAAGUCUUUGGGAAAUGCUGUCAACUGAAACCUGGCGGAGACAGUUCUUCCUCUUUGGAUAGUUCCAUUACUUUAUCCACUGAUGUAAAAGAGCAGUGUCCAAAGUACCAGGGUUCUCGAUGCCCUUCAGAUGCCAAUAUGCUUGGAGAGAUGAUGUUUGGCUCAGUGGCAAUGAGUUACAAAGGAUCUACCUUAAAAAUUCAUCAGAUUCGUUCCCCUCCACAGCUCAUGCUCAGCAAAGUGUUUACUGCACGCACUGGCAGCAGUAUCUGUGGAAGUCUCAAUACCACUCAGUUCACGGAAGAAUUCCUUCAGGAUUUGAGAUGCAUUGUGGCUUCUCUAACAACCCUCUCUUUUAUGUGUAUUUUACGUUUUUGCCAUGUAGGUCUUUCACAGUUCUGCAGCCCUAGGCGGGCAUUCUCUGAGCAGGGUCCGCUCCGUCUGAUCAGGAGCGCCUCUUUCUUUGCAGUUCACAGCAAUCCAAUGGACAUGCCUGGAAGAGAGCUGAAUGAAGACAGAGACAGUGGCAUAGCACGUUCUGCAUCUCUCAGCAGCUUGCUUAUCACCCCAUUUCCCUCCCCAAACUCCUCACUUACUCGAAGUUGUGCCAGCAGUUACCAGCGACGUUGGCGACGAAGCCAAACAACAAGUUUGGAAAAUGGGGUAUUUCCUAGAUGGUCCAUAGAAGAAAGCUUUAAUCUGUCAGAUGAAAGCUGUGGUCCUAACCCAGGAAUUGUGAGGAAAAAGAAGAUUGCAAUUGGGGUAAUCUUUUCAUUAUCGAAAGAUGAAGAUGAAAAUAACAAAUUUAAUGAAUUCUUUUUUUCACAUUUUCCUCUCUUUGAAAGCCACAUGAACAAAUUAAAGAGUGCAAUAGAACAGGCUAUGAAAAUGAGCCGGAGAUCUGCUGAUGCUAGCCAGAGGAGUUUGGCAUAUAAUCGCAUCGUUGAUGCCCUUAAUGAAUUCAGAACAACAAUUUGUAAUCUUUACACAAUGCCACGGAUUGGAGAGCCUGUCUGGCUUACCAUGAUGUCGGGUACUCCAGGAAAGAACCAGCUUUGCCAUCGUUUCAUGAAGGAGUUCACUUUUCUAAUGGAAAAUGCUUCCAAAAAUCAAUUCUUGCCAGCUCUUAUCACUGCGGUUUUGACCAAUCAUCUUGCCUGGGUUCCAACGGUCAUGCCAAAUGGACAGCCACCUAUCAAAAUAUUUUUAGAGAAACAUUCCUCUCAGAGUGUGGACAUGUUGGCAAAAAGUCAUCCAUACAACCCACUUUGGGCACAACUGGGAGACUUAUAUGGCGCUAUUGGCUCUCCUGUCCGUUUAGCAAGGACUGUGGUUGUUGGCAAACGACAAGAUAUGGUCCAGAGGCUGCUUUAUUUUCUAACUUAUUUCAUAAGAUGCUCUGAACUUCAAGAAACUCACCUUUUAGAAAAUGGAGAAGAUGAAGCCAUCGUUAUGCCAGGCACAGUGAUCACUACCACUUUAGAAAAGGGAGAAAUUGAAGAGUCAGAGUAUGUCCUGAUCACAAUGCAUAGAAACAAAAGCAGUCUGCUUUUUAAGGAGUCAGAAGAGCUAAGAACUCCUAACUGUAGCUGUAAAUAUUGCAGUCAUCCACUCCUUGGGCAAAAUACAGAGAACGUGUCACAACAAGAGAAAGAAGAUGUUCAAGAGAAUUCUAAGGAAGUGCUAGGAAUUUCAAAUGAAUGCCAAGUAGUUUCUCCUGAGUACCAAGAAGAAAAUGCUAUUGAUGUUAAGCAGUGUAAAGAUAAAUUAAGAACUUGCCUUGACACCAAGUUAGAGACAGUUGUUUGCACAGGAUCUGCUCCUGUAGACAAAUGUGUAUUAUCAGAGUCAGGCUUGGAGACCACAGAUGAAACAUGGCCGAAUAAAGAGGUGCUGGAUUCAGAUAAUCACACAGGCAAACCCAUGAGAACCACAGGAAUCGUUGUAGAGAAGAAGCCUCCGGAUAAGACCGGGCCUGCUAUGUUUUCUUGUGAGGCAACCCAAACAAAGGUUACUUUCCUGAUUGGAGACUCAAUGUCACCUGAUUCAGAUACUGAACUUAGGAGUCAGGCUGUGGUGGAUCAGAUUGCCAGGCAUCACACCAAGCCACUGAAGGAAGAUAGAGGGGCAACAGAUAACCACCAAGAAACUAAACAGCCAACCAAGGACCAAUCCGAAGGGUCUGAUAUACAGACCAUGGUUUCUGAAGAGCCCUGUGGACUUCCCUGUUGGAGUCCAUCAGAUCCUGAAAGCAUGAGCUUAUUUGAUGAAUAUUUCAAUGAUGAUUCAAUUGAAACCAGGACUAUUGAUGAUGUUCCCAUUAAAACAAGCAUAAGCAAUAAAGAACAUUGCUGUAUGUUAGCCUUUUCCAAAAGGUUGUGUAUCAAAAACGUCAAACAGAGCGGUGAAUUUUGUAAAUGUGCAGAAAGAGUUCACCAAGAUCCAUGUAAAACCUGCUUUCCUCAGCAGGACCAAAGAAAUAUACUCUCCAUCCUUGUCCCCCAUGGGGAUAAAGAGAGUUCAGAGAAAAAAAAUGCUGUAGGAACCGAAUGGGACAUUCCAAGAAAUGAAAGCUCCGAUAGUGCCCUUGGGGACAGUGAAAGUGAAGACGCUAGUCAUGAUGCCACGAGACAGGUCAGCAGUUACUUUGGAGGGGAGCAAGAGGACUGGGCAGAAGAGGAUGAGAUCCCUUUUCCUGGGUCAAAGUUGAUUGAAGUGAGUGCUGUUCAACCCAACAUUGCCAACUUUGGGAGGUCCUUGCUGGGUGGUUAUUGUUCAUCUUAUGUGCCUGACUUUGUUCUUCAAGGAAUAGGAAGUGAUGAGCGACUUCGUCAGUGUCUUGGGGCAGAUUUGUCUCACGCUGUGCAACAUCCAGUAUUGGAUGAACCAAUAGCAGAAGCUGUCUGUAUUAUAGCUGAUAUGGAUAAAUGGACUGUUCAAGUGGCCAGCAGCCAGAGACGAGUGACAGAUAAUAAAUUGGGAAAGGAAGUAUUGGUUUCCAGUCUUGUUUCCAAUCUGCUUCAUUCCACUCUUCAGCUUUAUAAGCAUAACUUGUCUCCAAAUUUUUGUGUAAUGCACCUAGAAGACCGGUUACAGGAACUGUAUUUCAAGAGCAAAAUGUUGUCUGAAUACCUGAGGGGGCAGAUGCGUGUUCAUGUCAAGGAGCUGGGAGUGGUUCUUGGGAUUGAAUCCAGUGAUCUUCCUCUUUUGGCUGCUGUAGCAAGCACUCACUCUCCAUACGUUGCUCAGAUACUUCUUUAACAUGCCCAAAGGUUAACUUUUGUGGAAACUUAAAUCGGAACCAACGAAGCAGGCACACCAUGCAUUUAUGAUGACUUCUUUCCUAUUAGACUCCAUCUGAAUGCAUCCAUCUCCAGAGAAUCCUGUGUUGCGCUGCAAUUCUAUGUACAUUGGGUGGCUUUUUGUUUUUAACUGGAUUUUUGGGUGGUGGUAGGUUUUUGACUAAGUAAAACAAAUACACCGCAAAUAAUUUUGAUGGGAAGCAUUUGAUAAACCAAAGUGCAACUUAGAAAUUUCUAAAAAUGACUAUCAAAGGAUUUCAUGUGAUCAGUACAGUGUUGUCACACUCAUAAAUAUUAGCAGAUAUCUCUUGGUUUAAUGGCUCAGAUAGUACUUUCAUCCAUUUUUAAUUAUUUCUUCUUUUGGCUUUCCUGGAGUCUGAACUCAUGCUUGCUAAGGCAGGGUCUGGACCACUUGAGCCAUAUGCCUAGUGUUAGUUGUUUAUUUCCAAGUUACAGAAGUAUAUAGGACCUUUUGAUUAUGGAUUAUUGGUUACUUUGUUUUGUUUUUUCCAAAACAACUAAUUUGAGACUAUUUCUCAAAGUAAGUAUGUUAAAUAGCCUAAUCAUUAGAAAAACUCAAAAUAAUAAGUGAAAAUAUACGUUUGCCACCCAAGUGUACACAUGUAUCUAAUUUUUUAAAAUCAAAGGUAAAAAUACAAGGUUGAUAAAUAUGUCUUUUUAAAAAUAUUUUCAAGUAAUAUUAAUUGUAUGUAAUGUUGAAAUAUUACUUUCUGAUAAAUUUUCUGUUUCACAUACUCUAAAAUAUAUAUGAAGCCAAUCUUUUUCUUAAGGCUGAGGAAUAUAUCAAUUCCCAAAAUAAGAAUACUACUUUAUAACAUUUGUAACUAUGGGCUAAUUCUUACAAAUAUUAAUAUUUACAUAUUUACUAAUUUAAUACAAAUUAAUGUUAAAAAUUGCACCAAAGCAUUGGCAUAAAUGCUAUUUUCUUUAAAAGUGUGCUCAGGUAGCCAAGGCCCUUGUUUUUCAGUAUCAGUCCUUCCUGAAUUAAGAGGGGCAGAACAUUUGUCUCACUACUUAAUAAUUAAUAUUCAAUUACACUAAUACACAAUUCAUAAAUCUUAAAAUUAUCCUCUUUUCACUAAGAGCUCCUCCCUUCUAAAAGCAGAUUUUUUCAAAGAUUUCCACUUUUUAAUUGUUGUUCUCUUUGUAUAUACUGUGAAAUGUUGCUUGUAAGAAAGGCUAAUAAGGAACCAAACUCUUGUAAGUAAUGUAAAUAGAAAGGUGGGUAGAUAAAGUUUUCAAUAUGCUCUACUACCUCAGUUUACUUGAAUACUGCAUUAUAGUUUAUUCUUUGCUUAUGUGGUCUAAGGAUACAUUUAAUGCUAGAAGUAGAGUUUGUUUAUCUUUCAUUGACUUUUCAUCAUAAUUGAUGGGCUACAAAAAGGAAAAACCACUUGCAUAUUCAGCUACUAAAUACAUUUAGUUACUAUUUCACAUCCAUUCUUGCUAUUUCAGUUUUUAAUAAUUAAUGGAAAAUUUCUCUGGGUUAGUCUUCAAAAUGUUGAUUUUAUAGUGCUGUGUCAUUUUUUUUUUGCCUUGUUCUUUGUUUAUUCAAGAGACUUCCAACUAGACAAAGAAGAUAGGGUUGUUUUAAUGGAUUGUAAGUCGUAAACUAUUGUGCUUGCAGUUCAGCCUGCAUCCCAUUCGCCAGGCACCUGUCUCCCUGGAUAUAUUGUCUUUGGCUUAUUUUUCUUAUUCCAUUCAUUUAAUGAAAUUCUUCUGUUGUCUACUUUUGGAAUUCAGUGAAUAAAUCUCUUUGGUAGAAUUUGUAAUCUAGAAAAGUUUGAAGGGCCAUUAUAUAUUAUAUUUUUUUAAUUGUGGCUCAGAUUAUGUAGCAGGGAGAUAAUGUCUGUUUCUUAAGCUAUUCUCAGCCCUAUCUAUUUAAAACAUCUAAUUACCAUUUAGCAAUUCUAGUCUUCAUAAAUAUAUGGUUCAUGCUACUUUUAUCCUAAAAACUAAGCUUAGCUGCAAAAGGAAAAGGUAUAGCUGUUUGUUUUUUAAAGAAUCAUUAAUCCUUAUAGGAUUCCUAAGUUUUAUAAUUCUUAACCAUCUGUAAUUUCUAGUACUUUCAUCAUAAUCAUUCUUUCCUUAUACAAAGCCCAAAGAAUGAGCUGCUACUUCUUUUAAAGUGUGGUUAUUAUGAUGAAUGUGAAAAGGGUUUUGACCUAUUCAGAAUAAUUUUUCCAACUUCUUAUGGUACAGACAAAUGUGUUACAUAUCAAAACACCUGUUUAUUGGAACAGGAAAUGAAAAAAGGGAUGUUUUAUAUUACAGAAUUAAAACUAAUUUCUCAUACAUAUAAACUAAUUGGUUUGAUUUUAAGCAUCUUAGCAUUUAUUAAUGUCUUAAUUUUGAGUUUGAAAAUAUUAAGUGCAAUAAACAUACUAGUUGAUUUCAUUUUGUUGCAGUUGACAUCCAAUUGAUUGGAUGGUCACUAAAAAAGUCAAACUUUACCUAAUGCCUCCUUCUGGUAGUUGUCUUAGGAGAUUUUCUGCUUUCUCUAAGUUAUUUAGAUGGUGGAUAUGUAAAAUGUACAUACUUGUUCUUUGUUCUGAAUACAUUUCUCAAAUGCACACUUGUAUUAUAAUGCCCUCCCGGUUCUAGGGGAAAUUUGUGCAAUAAACACAUGUCAAUUUGA
This is a messenger RNA of Dipodomys ordii (Ord's kangaroo rat), 6135 nucleotides long. RefSeq names its product folliculin interacting protein 1 (gene Fnip1). Gene Ontology annotation, molecular function: protein-folding chaperone binding; ATPase inhibitor activity. Gene Ontology annotation, cellular component: cytoplasm. The record is from RefSeq and is a predicted model, not a curated record. The transcript has 18 exons. Bases 1 to 3435 code for a protein of 1144 amino acids. Lineage: Eukaryota; Metazoa; Chordata; Mammalia; Rodentia; Heteromyidae.